This is a messenger RNA of Dicentrarchus labrax (European seabass), 1976 nucleotides long. RefSeq names its product beta-1,3-galactosyl-O-glycosyl-glycoprotein beta-1,6-N-acetylglucosaminyltransferase-like. Gene Ontology annotation, cellular component: membrane. The transcript is spliced from 5 exons. The record is from RefSeq and is a predicted model, not a curated record. The coding region runs from base 330 to 1622 and encodes 430 amino acids. Gene Ontology annotation, molecular function: beta-1,3-galactosyl-O-glycosyl-glycoprotein beta-1,6-N-acetylglucosaminyltransferase activity. NCBI's taxonomy places the organism in Eukaryota, Metazoa, Chordata, Actinopteri, Moronidae.
GUGCAAACAUCAGUCAGCAAUUAGGGGAGAAACAGAGAGAGGGAGAUGAAGAGAGAAGAAUCACCUAAUGUGCUGCUUGUAAAGUCACAGGGUCAAAGACAUGUGGAAUGACCAAUCUACAUGGAUCUUUAAUGACAGGAACUUGUCUACACACUGUUAAACAUUACUCUUUAUGAUUUACAGUAAAACACUGAAUGUAGAAAUAACUAGAACAUCACCUAUGCUGAAAGAUUUUAUAUAAAUAAAGUGGCUGAGAGAAACAUAAAGGCUUGUAAGUGCAACUGGACUACAUACAGAAUCACACUUUAAUAGCAUCUUAGUUGAGAACAAUGAGGAUACUGACACGAGGCAGCCUACAACGGUUGCUGAAGCUCACUGUUGUACUGGGAUCACUAUGGAUGGUUUUGCGACUUGGUUUUCCUGAAAAAGGCUGGGAUCCUACCUACAUUCUUAGGUACAGCUGGCUGGAGUAUACAGAUGCUGAUGGCAGCCCAGAAAAAGUGUGCAACUGUUCAGCAAUCCUGCGAGGAGAGAGGGAGGCACUGGAGCAGGCUAAAUUACUGACCAUCACUAAAGACUUCCACAAGAGUGUUCAGAUCCCUGAUGAAUAUUAUAUCAAUGCAACCCAAGACUGCAGCCAAUUCAAGCUGAGCAGGAAAUACUUACCAUUCCCAUUAAGUCAGGAAGAAGAGGACUUCCCACUGGCUUACUCCAUGGUUGUGCACAAUAAGGUGCAGAACUUUGAGCGACUGCUGCGAGCCAUUUAUGCGCCUCAAAAUAUUUAUUGUGUCCAUGUGGACAACAAGUCAGAGGCCUCAGUCUUCUUUGCCAUCCAGGCCAUUACUUCCUGUUUCGAGAAUGUCUUCAUGGUCAGCCAGGCUGUGAAUGUGGUCUAUGCUGCCUGGCCACGCGUCCAGGCUGAUCUUAACUGUAUGGCUGAUCUCUACAACGCCAGCACCAAGUGGAAAUACUUCAUCAACCUUUGUGGCCAAGAUUUCCCUCUGAAAACCAACUUGGAGAUUGUGAGGAAGCUGCGUUCACUGAAGGGCGCUAACAGCUUGGAGUCGGAAACAAUGGCUGGAGAAAAGAAGUGGAGGGUGUCAAAUGUUCACCAGAUAGUUGAUGGGGAAAUAAAGGGGAUAGGAAAGGCAAAGGAGCCUCCUCCAUUCAACCUGCCCAUUCUGUCAGGAAAUGCCUACAUUGUAGUUAAUCGAGGCUACAUCCGCAGUGUGUUGGAGGACAACCGAGUACUGGCACUGAUCGAGUGGGCCAAAGAUACCUACAGUCCAGAUGAGUUUCUCUGGGCAACCAUUCAGCGAAUCCCUGGUGUUCCUGGCUCAAGGUGGCCCAACCACAAAUACGACAUGACAGACAUGAAUGCGAUUGCACGGCUGGUGAAGUGGCAAUGGCAUGAGGGGUCACAGGGUUCACUGGAGGCGGUGUACCCAGAGUGUCGAGGCACCCAUGUCAGGGCAAUAUGUGUGUAUGGUGCUGGAGACCUGCAGUGGAUACUUGAGCAGCAUCACCUCUUUGCCAAUAAGUUUGACAUAGACACAGAUCCCAUUGCUGUCUACUGCUUGGAGAAAUACCUUAGACAAAAAGCACUGGCUGAGUUACUUUAGAUCUAUUGGAGAUUUUUUCUGCUCCAGAUUAUAGAGAUAAAACAAUUUUCAAGAUGUAUUUAAAGGUUCCAAAUAUAAGAUCUUGAAGCAUUUUCCAUAUUAUUUUUACGUGUGAAUCACCUUUUAUAUUAAAUGGGUGAAUAGAUUGUAAUGUAACUUAAAAAAUGAGACCUUUCCCAACUCUUUUGGUUUAUAUGCGCUUCUACAGUAUGUAGGGAUGCAGGUGGGAUAUUCCACAAAAUAAAAUUAAUGUGUACUUUUGGUUAAAUGGAAGUCAUCACUAUAUUGAUGACACAUAUAUAUGAUUCCAGUGAAUGUACAUCUUUGAACUGAUUAAUAAAGGGUGAUCAUAAA